GUGCGCCGGGUCCAUGCGGGCGCCCGUGCAGCGCAGCGCAGCGCGGGGUCGCCAUGGCGGAGCUGCAGCAGCUCCGGCUGCAGGAGGCGGUGGACUCCAUGGUGAAGAAUCUGGAGAGGGAGAACAUCCGUAAGAUGCAGGGCCUCAUGUUCCAGUGCAGCGCCGGCUGCUGCGAGGACAGCCGGGCGUCCAUGCAGCAGGUGCACCAGUGCAUCGAGCGCUGCCACAUGCCUCUGGCUCAGGCCCAGGCCUUGGUGACGAGCGAGCUGGAGAAGUUCCAGGACCGCCUGGCCCGGUGCACCAUGCACUGCAAUGACAAAGCCAAAGAUGCCAUCGACGCAGGGAAUAAGGAGCUGCAGGUGAAGCAGCAGCUGGACAGUUGUGUGACCAAGUGUGUGGAUGACCACAUGCACCUCAUCCCCACCAUGACCAAGAAGAUGAAGGAGUCACUCUCAUCCAUCGGGAAGUAAAAGUCUGCCGGUGGCCAUCGGGGCUGUGGGAAGGAAUCUGUUUUACAAAGGAAUGGGAACUUUAGUCUUUUAUGAGUGAAAUCGUGGAAGACAAUGAGUUUAAAGCAUACGUCACUUGCCUCUGGACACUGAUUCCUUUAUAUUUCGAUCCUUGGAAGUGAAAUUUAAAAAAAAAAAAAUGGUGCUAAAAUCUGGGUUAGAGAUGCAGGGGAGUGUUUUCCAGACUAAACUUCAUGUGGCAAGGAUUUGUGCUGGCAGCAGGGCCCUCCCUUCUACCAAGGCGGAGCCCCCCAAAGCACCAGAUUCUUCCUACCUGCACAGGUAGCAGUAGGCGGUGGGUUCCUCUCAUCGGCCUGAGGUCUGGUGCAGUUGGAGGAGAGGGGCCUCUGUGCGUUGCCAGCCUCCUGUUGGGUUGAGCUGUCGCCACACCGUUUUCCAUACA
Messenger RNA from Lepus europaeus (European hare), 912 nucleotides. RefSeq names its product family with sequence similarity 136 member A (gene TIMCC). The transcript has 3 exons. Bases 54 to 470 code for a protein of 138 amino acids. Gene Ontology annotation, cellular component: cytoplasm. Lineage: Eukaryota; Metazoa; Chordata; Mammalia; Lagomorpha; Leporidae. The record is from RefSeq and is a predicted model, not a curated record.